AUGAAGAGCCACAUAUUUCUAUCGCCGGCCGCCCUCGUCUUGACCCUGUUCUCGACGAGAAGCCUCGCCCACGGGCACUACAGCGACCAGCAAUGGUACGAGCCUCGAGAGCAGCACAUCCUUGAUGCCCCCGAAAUUGCAAGGCCCAUGCCCUCACUCGGCAUCGACACAUUUCAAAACCCAACGCACAACGACCUGGGUUUCUGGCAUGGUGCGGGUGAAAAUUUGACCACGCAGUACCAGCCUGGCUCCAUGCGACUCUUCCCAACCGACCCGGAUCAAAAUUUUCAUACACAGUUCGAAACGAACGGGUGCUUCAGUUUAAUCCCGUGGCAAGAUCAAUUCCUACAUGUUGAAUUUGUCGGCACCGAUCGGUUCACUGUUUCCUUGAACGAGCAUAACGUCGACUGCUCCCCUCGUCGUGCUCCGUUCCCGGGUGUACCAGACAGUAUUCAGGCAUCACGCUAUGUGAUGAGAAUAGGGCACGGUGGCUCCAACAUUGAUGAAGAAGACCCUGAAGAGGACGAGACUAUUCGCAAGAAAGACGGCGAGAAGCAAAAAAGCAAAGACAACUGCCGCGAUGAAGAUGUGCAGUCCCCAGCUGCGCCGCCGAAGAAAGAGCUGUUCAUUCCGCUCUCUCACUUCCACAUCGAUCAGAAUCGCGUCAUAUCUGUCUCUUUCUCCGGCUUUUAUACCAACAAGUCCGUCACGCUGCAUCGGGUUGAGAUUGUUUCGAGUGUCCCGCCGCCGAGGGAGGAAAAUAACUACUUCAAGGUUCCUGAGAAGCUACCCACAGGAGACUUGAUUCUGCGAUGUACUCGGCCAAACUCCUUUGCGUUUGGAAUCGAUGAUGGAUCGCCUCGCUUUGCGCAGGAGGUUAUGAGGAUCCUUGAUGAGGAGGAUGUUCGGGUUACAUUCUUUGCUGUCGGAGCUGGACUCAGGGAUACCACCACAAAUCUCACCACUUUCUAUCGUGAAAUGCUGGCCAAGGGGCAUCAAGUUGCGCUGCACUCAUAUACACACCCCAGAAUGGAAGCCUUGCCCACACUUGACCAGAUUGAUGACGAAAUCAUCCAAGCCCAAAGGACUCUCCAGGAACAACUCGGGAUCGAAUCCUCCUACUUUAGACCCCCAUUCGGAACCGUCGGCGCGCGGAUGCGACAGCAAAUAGCAAAGUACAUCCCCAACGCACACAUCGUCAACUGGAGCGUCGACGUGGAAGAUUGGCUCUGGGCCAACAGUUCAACUCCAGAGAGGCAGCUCGACGCAUUCUAUCGCAGCGUCGCACGAGGCGGCAAUCUCGCCGUGAUGCACUUCCUCAACCCCACGACGGUCGGGUAUCUACCCCAGUUCAUUCGACAUGUCCAAGCCUCUGGUCUCAGGAUCAUGCGUGUUGAUCAGUGCAUGGAAGAUCCCAACAGCCCACCAGUAUUGUGA
Messenger RNA from Penicillium maclennaniae, 1437 nucleotides. RefSeq names its product polysaccharide deacetylase family protein. Gene Ontology annotation, molecular function: hydrolase activity, acting on carbon-nitrogen (but not peptide) bonds. Bases 1 to 1437 code for a protein of 478 amino acids. The transcript has 3 exons. Lineage: Eukaryota; Fungi; Ascomycota; Eurotiomycetes; Eurotiales; Aspergillaceae. Gene Ontology annotation, biological process: carbohydrate metabolic process. The record is from RefSeq and is a predicted model, not a curated record.